Darwinula stevensoni is the source of this 7199-nucleotide messenger RNA. Lineage: Eukaryota; Metazoa; Arthropoda; Ostracoda; Podocopida; Darwinulidae. The record is from the annotation of a GenBank genome assembly.
AUGGAAGAUACGUCGGCCUUGGAGAUCAUCAAUUCCUUGCCAGACUUGGUUCUGGCCAAGAUGGACGAAGGAGAACUGGAAGAUGAGGAUGAUGUUGAAGGAGAAGAUGAAGAGGAACAGCAUGAGAAAAUUAAUGGAGGUGGUUCCAAGGUGGCUAAUAUCGUGCAGUUGGUCCUGGAUCAAAGCCGGGCUGUGAAUCAGAUGCUUCAGAUGGCCAAGGUCGGACCUGGACCCAGCCUGGAAGAUCAAGAGAAGAGCAAGGAGGAGGAAAUGGGAAAGAAGAAGAGAAAGAAGAAGAAAGCCAAUAAGUCGAUGGUGGCACUGUUACAGAACCCGAACCCAGGUCGGACAUACAACUUCGUUUGGAACGAGAAACACAUCGUGAACGAGAACGGGACCCGGAUGUUCUGCUGUGACAUUUGUGGCGGGAAGUAUCAGCGGGCCUUCUCCCUCAAACGUCACUAUCUUAAGACUCACAUCAACUUCAAUUACUUGUCAGAGAGGGAUGUGGUGAAUUGCGGGAUCUCGGUGAUGAGGAAAUGCAAAUCCACACGACCAGACUUGUCAUCCUCAGACACAGGGAUGAAGAAUCUCUUCACUUGCCACUUGUGUGGAGACGGAUUCGACGAGGCCAAGGCCUUAUCGAAUCACUUGGGAAGACAUGGAGAGAAUCCGUCAUCGUGUGACAAAGAAAGACGCUUCUCAUGCGAUCUCUGUGGGCUUCGAUUUAUCCACAAGCACAACCUGAAGCGGCACCUGAAGAAACUUCACCACCAACAAGAUCUAUUCUCCUGCCCCGUGUGUGAGAGAACUUUCCUAUCCAAGCAACGUCUUCAUAGUCACGAGGUCAUCCACUACAUAUCACGAUAUUCCUGUGCGGAAUGCAAAACAGUCUUCUCCAAGCAGGAAGAGCUUCAGGCCCACAUUAGUGCCGGUGAAUGCAAUCAUGGAAGUUCGUCUACGCAACACAUGAGUCCUCUGACCACAAAGACGACAGCAAUGGCACCCAGCAGCAGUCAUGGUGCUUUGCCGUUGAGUAACGGCACCAACUCCACGUUCGCCUACUCGUGUGCGGUGUGUGGGCAGAACUUCACGGAUUACGUGGCAAUGUGCAAGCACCGACGUCAGGCGCACGGGAUGUCUAAGACAAAACCAAGCCCCAAUGCAGGGUCGGGGUCCAGACCUCUCAUGCCGAAACCUCAGCACAAGCAACCUGUCCCAGUGUUUCCCAAUCGAGAGAUCACCAUUUCCAUCAAGGACCCGAAGGAAUUACAUGAGAAACAGAGGGAAGAAAGAGUCCAUUCUCCGCCGGAUGUCAUUCUCGUUCCUUCUGCAGUUCGCCCCACCAUCGCCAUUACGACGCCCCAUAGCACGACGACGGGUGUGGGGAUGGGGACAAUGUGGAGACUCCCUAAGGAACUGAGCAUCCUCCCGGCGGUGUCGGUUGUUCCAAUUCCAGCGGUUCCGCCGAGCCCCUCCAGCGUGGAACAUCCCUUGAAUCGCCUUCAACUUCUCGUCGCGGGACAAGGAAGAGAAUCCAUAAUGCCUCCCCCACCCCCAGCUCAUGUCCACGUUCGGCCUGUACCCACCCCACGACCCCAAUUCCUUCUCCACCCACCCCGUCCACCUGCAGGCGUUCGCCUUCCCAUGGUCCAGCUGCCUUCCCCGAAGAAAAAAGUUCUGCCACCAUCCGCCACCAUGAAAUUGAAAUCGGCUCAGUCGAAGAAAGGUCGAAAGGAGAGUCAAGGAAUGACUGAAUCUCCUAGCAUUUUCUCAUGGGCCCAGUACAAUUUCCCUCCGGAAUACCACGAGAACGAAGACAGAAAUCAAGGAAACCUUCCUCCAAAAACCGCAUAUGUUCUUGUUGGUCAGAACGAGAGCCUCAGGACGGACAGCCACAACGUCUCAGAUCUUUCUCAAUACGAUCUGAGCACCCAGGCCCUGUUGUCCAAUAUUAACAGGGGAACAAGACCGAGAAAGGAUGAUGAAGCAGAAGUGGACCCAUUUCUGCAAUGCUUAGGACUGUACAGGAAGACAAGUGGAUCCCAAGACAACGGUGGAAUCCAAAUGGCGGAAGCAAAAGACUCCCCAUUUUCGUCGGUGGUGGAAAUGAGGUACCUUUGUCAGACAUGUGGGUACCAGGACUGGGAAGAGGUGGCUGUGGCAAACCAUGCCAAAACAGAACACCCGGGUGUCCUUGCGAAGGUGUCUGUCUUUGAAGGUUGCCAAGAAAUUCCGAUUGAAAUGACGGAGAUCGCAAGAAGCACUGCCAAUGGCCUACUUACGACUUCUGUCGUCCCACCGAGUGUGAAGGACGGUCAGCAGCUGGUCUGUACCAAGUGCUCGUCCGUUUCCUAUACUUUGGGAGAUCUUCAUCGUCAUCUGUUGGAAUGUGGAGGCUUGCAAUGGGAAGGAGUGAAACGAAAGAAGAGGAGGAAGGAGAAACGAGGGCGGGUUGCCAGGCUGGUUGGCACAUCAUCAUCGUCACCAACCUCAUCAUCGACCUCAUCGACGACCACGGAAACCUCUAACCUGAUGGCUUCCAUGAAAUCUUCACCCAGGCUUACUCGACAAGCACAUUUCUCAGCUGGAGAAUCAGAGGUAGAAGGCAUUGCCAAAUGUCUCCUUGCAGAGCAUUCCCAAGAGGAGUAUCCAACUUUUGCAAACUCCAGCAUGAACUCUGCUGGAACCAUCAUGGGCCUGAAGAAGCACUUGCCAAAGAAACGACCAGCUCCUGUACCACACAAAACAGCAGUGUGUAAACCUACUCCUGAGGAACCAAAAGAUACUGAUAAUUCUGAAUCGCAUUCCUUCAAAGGGAUCAAGGUCAUAAUUCGAGGAGGAAAAGUGAUCCAACAAGGCGAUUCAUUUGACAGGGAAGAGGUUCAGGAAAAUAAAGAGGUAAUGGAGCCCUCCACCAAGAAGGUAAAGCUGCACAAGAACAAGAAAAAGAAGAGAAAGUAUAGAGAACAAACCCAGGAAGUGAAUAAAGCAGUCAUGGAAAAAGAAUUAGCCCCAAUCCAAGAGCAUGAAGUGAGAGAUGUGGUCAAGGAGGCACCUGAGGUCAAAGAACCUGUAAAGAAAAAGGGAAGGAUAAAGCAAAAGUUUGAUUCAGGCAUAUCUCCUACAUCUACUCUUCCUCCAAAACAGGUAUCUCCAGCUACUGUAAGUGGAGGUUUUGCAUGCCAAUCAUGUGCAGAGAUCUUCACCAAUAAAUCAGCAGCAGAACGCCACAUGAAAAAGUGCCCUCUGAAACCUGCAGCUGCCCUGCCACCCUCUCGAAUUCAAGAGAAAUCUUGCAAGCCAGUGCCCAACCUGCAUUCCCGUAGCUGCCCACACUGUCACAAAACCUUCACAUAUCUGACAGUGUUGUCAAAGCAUGUAUUAUUAUGCCAAGCCAAUCCAAAAAAGAAGGUCAAGGAACCUUCUAAGGCCUUGCUCCCUCAAUUAAGGGCACAAGGAAUGAAACGGAGGAGAAAAAAGAAGUCCCGCCUGGUUCACAUCAAGAAGAAGAAACUAGUAAACAGACAAGAGGAAAAUGAGAAACCUGAACCUGGAAAUUUUGGGAAAGAGGAAGAUGUGAAGUAUUCAGAAGUUGCUGUGCAGGUGGAUGAAGAUAAGGAGAUGAAGGAUGAAUGCAGGGUAGAGGAAAAUGCAGAAGAGGGAGAAAAAGGAAGUGAAGAAGAAGAAAAUGCAGAAAAAGAAGAUGAAGAAAAAGAUGAAGAAAAAGAAGAAGAAAAGGAAGAAAUAGAAGAAAGCAAAGAAGUUGAAGAAGAAAGUGAAGAAAAAGAGGAAGAAAAAGAAGAAGUAAAAGUGGUAGAAAAAGAAGAAAAAGAGAUAGAAGUAGAAGAAAAAAUGAGAAUGAAGAAUGAAAAAGAAACUGAAAAGCAGCAACAGGAAAACAUGCAAGAGGAAGAAGCAGCUGAUACUGAAAUAUUGGGAUUAGCAGAACAUAUUGAAGGAAAAGAAGUAGACUUGAAUGAAGGCAAAGAUACAGAAGGAGAAGUAGCAGGGGAUGAGUUGACAGAGGAAGGGGAUGUAGUUGACAUAAAUGAUUAUGAGAAUGUUAACAGCACAUGUUCCUGUGGUCGGAGUUUCAGAGCCCAAGCCACACUGAGUAAGCAUAAGGAAAUGUGUGCGAUGGAAAAAGCCCUGAGUCUGAGUCAGGCAGAGUCAGUGAAGGUGGAGGAUUUUGAUGAAAUAUGCAUACAUAAAGACAGAGAUGGAGAUGAUGAUGAUGACGAUAAUGAAGAUUCCAUGUUGAGAAGACCUGGUGACCAUAAGUGCACCAUAUGCUCAGUUGCCUUCCCAAGCCUCAUGAAGUUCUGGGUUCAUCGCCUUUGUCAUCUUCUCCUUGAUCGUACUUCCUCUGAUGACUGGGACUUGAUCCUCACGUAUGUGUGCGUGGAGAACUUCAAACUCCAGCAGAUUGUGCGUCGCCUGCUGGAGUAUGUUGAGGAUCUUGCUGAAGAUGAGAACAUACCUCUUUCCAUCCUAGAGUCUUUUCGCUUGCAUGUUCACCGUCAUCUCACAGCACAGGAGGUCAAGGAAAAUUUCCACAUGUUGAAGACAGUUUAUGUCCAAAACAAAGCUAAAGGGACUCCUGGUCGAAGCAAGACAGGCUUAUCAAAGGCAGACCCAGAAAGGAUUAGCUGUUCAACACCAGAAGUAUAUCCAAGUUCUCCAGUGACCCCUCAAACUUCAGUUGCAGAAGCAAAUCAAGAUGUGCCAAGUAUGUAUGUUCAAGAUGAGACCCCCAGCAGGUACUAUGCUGAGUCAGAGGCAAGUUUUUCAUAUGAGGGGGAACAGGAAUCUACAGAUUCUUCACCAAUACCAGGUGGAGCAAUUUAUGAGUCCGUUAAUGUUCUCUUCGAUCAAGACUUCAAGCCAACUGGAUCUUCCAGUGAUGGCUUUGGAUUAGGAAUGCUUGGGGGGGAGAGCAUGAAAGCCCUUCAAGAAGCCAUGGGGAUUUCAGAUGAACAGAUGGCAUUGCUUCAGUCACUUGGCAUGCCAGAAAACUAUGAGAAAACAACUGUAUCAACAACUGAAGGAGAUGAUGAAACGGGGAAUGAUCAGCCAGUGAUUUUGGAUCUUGAUGAACCUUCUGCUUCUACCACAAGUACUCUUAGCACUCCUGAGUCUGCAGAGCCAGAUGGAGAAUCAGAAGAAAGAGGAAGGAGAUCAAGUACGUCUACUCCUGGUCCAACCACACAGUGCCAGAUAUGUAACACAGAAUGCCUUAAUGCAACAAUGCUGAACUUCCACAUUCUCAAAUACCACAUGGAGAAGCCUCUGACUGGGGGAGCACUUGGAAAGAAGGAUGGGUCAGCAGCGACAGUAACUGUGACUUCAUCAACAGCUACAUCAACAAGCGUGACAGCAUCAGGGCUUCGUGAGCGCAUGACAAUGGUCCUCGGUGGUCUCCUUGACAAGGCGCUGUCCAAGGCUAACAUCAAAAAGGAAUUUAGUGGCAAAGACAACAAUCUUCUUAAGAUGGUAGCAAAUGAAGUCUGCCAACGAAUCCAAAAAGAAAAGGAAGCCAUCUGGUCAAGACGUACAUCAACACCUUCCAAAGAAGACCUGCAUGCCCUUGAAGGAGAAGUCUCCAUGCCCUACAAUAAAAGACCCUUUCAAUGCAUCCUCUGCAGAGACAGAUUCACUAAGGUGGAUACCCUUCGGAUUCACCUGAAGCUUGCCCACUCUCUCACUCCAGAAUUCAUUGAUCAGGCCUUGUCUCGUCAGUUGAAGAAUGUCACAGAGGAAAAGAAACGAAUGCGUGAUGAGGAAAGGGAGAGAGAGAAGGAGAAAGAGAAUGAAGGAGGGAGCACAGGAACUGGACAAGAAGAUGGACAAUCACAGUCUCAGACAAAAUGUCGUGUCUGUGGCCAGGCUUUUGAUGAUGUGAGAGAUUUGCGUCGUCACUAUGGCCAGAAUCAUAAGGGGCAUUCUGUCAUCCGCAAUGAGGAUAUUUAUGGUCUGAUGGCAAACAAGAGAAGCAAGUUCCUCAAUGGUCCCUUUCAGUGUCCAAUCUGCAAUGAGCAUUAUGCCCAUUCAGGAUCUCUCUGGCGUCACAUCAACAAUCGACACAGUGAAUGGAAGGUGGAAAACUUUAUGAAGGAGGGCACACCUGGGAUCAAGUUGGCCAAGACCAGUCCCGAUGGUCAUAUCAUUACGCUUGAAUGCUCUCUCAAGGCACCCAAAAAGCGACGAGACCCUGUCACCAAGGAAUGGGUGGAACUGGAACCAGAAGUGAAGCAUGAAGAAUCUACUUCAGUCUCCCCAGAAGCAGAUGAUUCAACCAACAAUACCUCUCAUUCUUGUCCUGAAGGUGGGGCUGACUCUCCUGUGGUUGAGGAAGUCCAGAGUCACUCUGAGGAAAUCCUUACCCCAACCCUGACCUCAGCUGACCUCCAUCAGCCAUCUUCCUCUUCCAGUUCUGAGGCAUGGCCCGUUCCUGCAAAGAGAACUUAUUCCCGCAGUUCCCCACUGAUGAUGAGCCCAGAUAAGGAGAAGGAUCUGGCAUUCAAGCAGUUAGCCAAUAUGGCGACUGGGAAGAAAGAAGUUGUCCCACGUGGGAACUCUACCACCCUUAUAGUUGAGAAUGCUCCUAAGAAGAAAGGGGUUAAAAAUGAGCCUCUAGCAGCACCUUCGGCUCAGGCAGAAUCCGUUGUUAGUGGAAGCUCUGAUUCUGGGAGGAGCACCUGUGAUAAUUUGUACAACCGUGUCUGCUCCAAUAUCAUGCGCAAGCGAGGUGCAAAAGCAAAAGGUGAUGAUUGAGCAUCGUCCAACUUGUGAUACUCACAUUUUAUUAUUUCUCUCUCCCAUUGAUUCCUCUUACAAUAUUGUUGCUCAGUGAAAAACUAAAGACCUUCCAAUCAUAGUGCCUUGAAUUUUUGAGAGCCAACUGAGGAGGCCUUAUUUUGAAUGCUUUCUUUCUACCAGAUUGGUAUAUAUUUGAAUCUGAAUUCCAAUUUCAAGGGACCAAUUUUCUCUCAAAGAAGUUAGUGCUUGCAUUUAAGAGGUAGAUGUAUUUGUUGAUAAUUUUCCUUUUUUGUAGAUUGUUGAAUAAAUUACUAUAAAUGAAAAUUGUGUGAAGAUAUGAUUAUAGAUGCAGGGUGCAAGGGGGCACUAAUUCAUGUAGCCCCAGCAGUCAUAGGUUCUCUAGGUCUGUGUUUCUCUACACAAUGCUCAUUACCCAA